AUGAGCAAUGAUAACCAACUCGGAAAACAGCACAGACAACCAAUGCUCAGGCUAUAUUACAUGAUAAGUGACGGGAAAAAAUGUUUGAUGAUUGGGAUGGCUGAGCUUUUCGCUUUUGUCAAGGCACUAGAGCACGACUGGCAUGCAGUCAUGAGGGGAGUCUCGAUUGAGUACGGCUCCAAGAACAAGACUCAACACGACCUUGCAAUCUCAAUUGGCUGGCAGAAGCCACCAAAGAGGAACCCAGAUAACCGCAAGAAAGCCGAUCAGAACGAUGGACGAGCUCCUGACACAACCGCGACAUUGCUUCCUAAUAAUGUGGGUGGUCGGCCGAGGAACUCUCCAAACCUAAACAAGGAUCCGUUCUCAACGUACAUCUCUUACUCGGCAUCCCAAGAUUAG
This is a messenger RNA of Puccinia graminis f. sp. tritici CRL 75-36-700-3, 402 nucleotides long. RefSeq lists its product as uncharacterized. The transcript has 2 exons. Bases 1 to 402 code for a protein of 133 amino acids. Lineage: Eukaryota; Fungi; Basidiomycota; Pucciniomycetes; Pucciniales; Pucciniaceae. The record is from RefSeq and is a predicted model, not a curated record.